Messenger RNA from Theobroma umbraticum, 1245 nucleotides. RefSeq names its product ARM repeat superfamily protein. Gene Ontology annotation, molecular function: protein binding. Lineage: Eukaryota; Viridiplantae; Streptophyta; Magnoliopsida; Malvales; Malvaceae. The record is from RefSeq and is a predicted model, not a curated record.
UUUUUCCGACCGUCUUCUCAUUCCCUGCCCUCCUCCGGUAGUUUUGUGGAAUCUCACAGGGAGCAAAACCCAGCAAAGCAAUACUCUAAAAGCCCCAAAUUUCCUUCUUUUGAGCCUUUUUAAGGCUUCCCUUCUGCCCACUUGAAUCAGUUUGUGAGCUUUGUUGUUAAACUUGGGUUAAAAAAAAAUUGCAAACUUUGACCUUUUCUAAAGUUGCACUCCACUGUAUUGUAAAUUCAUAUAAACAGCCCACAUGUUUACCAACGAUCAAAGGCAGGGAGACAGAACUGGAAAGUAUGGAACUCCAAGGCUGCAAUAUCUGCAGGAACUGGUGAGUCAGUUUCAGAACACAACUGAUGAAGAAACAAAAGAGAAGAUUGCCGCCAAUUUGGCAAACUUUGCUUAUGAUCCAUAUAACUAUUCAUUCUUGCGCCAGCUCAAUGUUUUGGAACUCUUCCUAGACUGCAUAACAGAACCAAAUGAGAAGCUUGCGGAAUUUGGAAUUGGAGGUAUCUGCAAUUCUUGUGUAGAUCCAGCAAAUGCUGCUAUUAUCACUCAGUGUGAUGGAAUCCCUCUUGUCAUUCAGUGUUUAUCAAGCCCAGUCAGAAAUACAGUGAAUUACGCUCUGGGGGCCCUUUAUUAUCUUUGUAACAAGUCUAACAGGGAGGAGAUUCUAAAGCCUGAAGUGGUUGAUGUCAUUGAGAGGUAUGCUGCAGCUCAGACUGUAACUGUAAGCUUCAGUAAUCUGGCCAAGGCAUUUCUGGACAAGCAUGUCUCUAAGGACAAGUAAGGUCACAGCUGCAGAACUUACAGAAGACGUAUACUGGUGCUCUUAUUCAUCAGGAAAGAGGCAUACAGCAUUCAGUUUACCCAGAAUGUAUGCUAGUAUCUGCAAGACCAGGCAAAGUUGGUAUACCACUAUUCCGUGUAUCAAUGGUGGGUAGCUGUUUAACAAUGUAACUAUUUAGGUGGAAUUACUGGGAUCUUUAUCUGCCUGUCAUCAGGACAUCAGAAGAGUUUGAAGUUUAUGAUUAUUGCAGCUUCUUCCUAAGUGGCAACCAUAAAACUAAACAUCAGACCACAAAAAGCUUUGCUCAAAGGCCAGAACCAACCAAAUAUUCAUUCGAGUUUUAGGAAAGGAAACCCGAUUGACCCUGUAUGCAUCUGACAAACAAGGUGCCAUUAUUACAAGAUUUUGUGAAAUUUGAUCUGAGGUGCAUGUAUCCUUACAUUUGAUAUGUUAAA